GUCUACAAGUCAACCCUCCUUCCUUGUCUACAUUCACCAGGAACGGAACGACAACAUCGGAGUUUGGUAACAAAAGCAAUCAGUUUGCUAUUCAAUCAUAACCAGAGACCUGCGACAAAUACAGAUAUAGAUAUGACCACAAAAAGCAGUGGUGAGGAGAAGCAGCAGCUGCAACUGUAUUCCUACCACAGGAGCUCUUGCUCUUUUCGUGUCCGAAUAGCCCUUAAACUCAAAGGGCUUGAUUAUGAAUACAAAGCCGUUAAUCUUCUAAAAGGAGAACAACAUUCCCCUGAGUUUUUAAAGGUUAACCCCGUUGGAUAUGUACCUGCUCUGGUUGAUGGUGACAUGGUAAUUGUUGACUCUUUUGCAAUCAUAAUGUAUCUCGAGGAGAAGUAUCCUCAGCAUCCUUUGUUGCCUCGUGACCUUGAGAAAAAGGCAAUUAAUUACCAGGCUGCAAACAUUGUUUCAGCAAGCAUACAACCUCUUCAAAAUCUUGGCAUUUUGAAGUACAUUGAAGAAAAAGUUGGUCCCGGCGCACAGGUUCCAUGGGUUCAAAAGCAUAUUGGUAAAGGCUUUGCAGCGCUGGAGAAGUUGCUAAAGAAUCAUGCUGGGAAGUACGCCACAGGAGAUGAUAUUUUUCUUGCUGAUUUGUUUUUGGUACCACAAAUCCAUGGUGCAGUGAAGAGGUUUAAUGUCGACAUGACACCAUACCCUCUUUUGACUAGGUUGUAUGAGACAUAUAUACAGUUGCCUGCUAUCCAAGAUGCUAUGCCUGAAAAGCAACCAGAUUUCCCUUCUAGUUGAAGCAAACAACUCAGGUGUAUUAUGCUAAUUUCUGUAGUCAAGCAGGGUGUGAGAUCUUCAAGAAUGCUCAUACUAGAUACAUGGGCUGUGGGUGUUUCAAUACAUUAUGAUUAAUGUCCUGAAUAAUUAUUGUACUUCCUUGAGUAUUGUUGUAUGUAAAAACUAUAAAGUAAUAACGUAUAUGGUGUAAAGGUUAUUCCUAUUCCAUAAUGUGAAAUGAUAUCGUUAAGGUUCUCCUUGACCUUUCAGCAACA
This is a messenger RNA of Erigeron canadensis, 1058 nucleotides long. RefSeq names its product glutathione S-transferase zeta class-like. Lineage: Eukaryota; Viridiplantae; Streptophyta; Magnoliopsida; Asterales; Asteraceae. The transcript is spliced from 11 exons. The record is from RefSeq and is a predicted model, not a curated record. The coding region runs from base 133 to 804 and encodes 223 amino acids. Gene Ontology annotation, cellular component: cytoplasm. Gene Ontology annotation, molecular function: glutathione transferase activity; maleylacetoacetate isomerase activity. Gene Ontology annotation, biological process: L-phenylalanine catabolic process; glutathione metabolic process.